Molecule: messenger RNA, 195 nt
Organism: Racocetra persica
Lineage: Eukaryota; Fungi; Glomeromycota; Glomeromycetes; Diversisporales; Gigasporaceae
Source: the annotation of a GenBank genome assembly
AUGACAGUAGAAAAUUUACUAGUCCAGAAUGCUUAUGUCUUUCAAAAUACUUAUUGGCAUAGAAAAUUAAUACCUGACCCCCAAGAUUAUUUAGACUUACAGAAGCUUUUACACAAAAGGCAGGCUCCAGAAAAGGAUGAAAAAUUGUUAUGCCAAAAGCCUUUUCGCAAAGGUAAAAAGCUUAAAAGCAUAUAA